UUGUCAGUAGUGAGGAGCUGCUGGUUCGGAGCGGAGGGCGCCUUUACCCGACAGUGCGACACCUGUGUCACGCCUACCUGCGUUGUCAUGGCGACCUUCCCAGAAUACAUCGCUCAGAACGAGGAGCGCGACGGCGUCCGCUUCAGCUGGAACGUGUGGCCCUCCAGCCGGUUGGAGGCGACCCGGAUGGUGGUGCCGGUGGCGGCUCUGUUCACGCCCCUCAAGGAGAGAAGCGACCUGCCCCCUAUCCAGUACGAACCGGUUCUGUGCAGCCGCGCCACCUGCCGCGCAGUCCUGAACCCGCUCUGCCAGGUGGACUACAGAGCCAAGCUGUGGGCCUGCAACUUCUGCUACCAGAGGAACCAGUUUCCUCCGUCCUAUGCCGGGAUCUCUGAGCUGAACCAGCCCGCCGAGCUGCUGCCUCAUUUUUCCACCAUCGAGUAUGUGGUCCAGCGGGGCCCUCAGAUGCCACUGGUCUUCUUAUAUUUGGUGGACACCUGCAUGGAGGACGAGGACCUGCAGGCUUUGAAGGAGUCUCUGCAGAUGUCCCUGUCUCUGCUGCCCCCCACUGCGCUGGUCGGACUCAUCACCUUUGGACGCAUGGUUCAGGUCCACGAGCUGGGCUGCGAGGGGAUCUCGAAGAGCUACGUCUUCCGGGGGACCAAAGAUCUGAACGCCAAACAGCUGCAGGAGAUGCUCGGUCUCACCAAAUCCUCCGGUGCUCAGGGUCGAGGUCCUCAAACGUCCCAGCAGCCUCUGUCCAACAGGUUCCUGCAGCCUGUGCAGAAGAUCGACAUGAACCUGACGGACCUUCUGAGCGAGCUGCAGCGGGACCCCUGGCCCGUCACACAGGGCAAGAGGCCCUUACGCUCCCUGGGUGUCGCCAUGUCCAUCGCUGUGGGACUUCUGGAGUGCACGUUCCCGAACACCGGGGCCCGAAUUAUGACGUUCAUCGGGGGCCCAGCCACGCAGGGGCCAGGCAUGGUGGUGGGGGACGAGCUGAAGACCCCCAUAAGGUCCUGGCACGACAUUGAGAAGGACAAUGCCAAGUUCAUGAAGAAGGCUACAAAACACUUUGAGAGUCUCGCCAACAGAGCGUCCACAAACGGUCACAUCAUCGACAUCUACGCCUGCGCGCUGGAUCAGACGGGCCUGCUGGAGAUGAAAUGUUGCCCCAAUCACACCGGGGGGUACAUGGUGAUGGCCGACUCCUUCAACACGUCUCUGUUCAAACAAACCUUCCAAAGAGUUUUCACCAAAGACGUCCAGGGAUCGUUCAAGAUGGCGUUCGCCGCCACGCUGGAGGUCAAGACAUCCAGGGAAAUCAAAGUGUGCGGAGCAAUCGGUCCAUGUGUGACUCUGAACGCCAAAGGGUCCUGUGUAUCUGAGAACGAAAUCGGGACGGGAGGAACGUGUCAGUGGAAGAUCUGCGGUUUGGACCCAAACACCACGCUGGCUCUGUACUUUGAAGUCGUGAACCAGCACAACGCUCCGAUCCCUCAAGGUGGCCGCGGGGCGAUCCAGUUCGUCACUCAGUACCAACACUCAUCUGGACAGAGACGCAUCCGAGUCACCACGACUGCCAGGAACUGGGCUGAUGCUCAGACUCAGAUUCAGAGCAUCGCAGCAUCCUUCGAUCAGGAGGCGGCUGCCCUCUUGAUGGCGAGGCUGGCGGUGUACCGGGCGGAGACGGAGGAGGGCCCGGAUGUCCUCAGGUGGUUGGAUAGACAGCUGAUCCGACUGUGUCAGAAGUUUGGAGAUUACCACAAAGACGACCCGAACUCUUUCAGGUUCUCCGAGACGUUUUCCCUCUACCCUCAGUUCAUGUUCCACCUGCGGCGCUCUCCGUUCCUGCAGGUGUUCAACAACAGCCCUGACGAGAGCUCGUACUACAGACAUCACUUCAACAGACAAGAUCUGACCCAAGCUCUCAUCAUGAUCCAGCCCGUUCUGUACGCCUACUCCUUCAACGGACCGCCUGAGCCGGUUCUGCUGGACAGCAGCAGCAUCCUGCCGGACCGAAUCCUACUGAUGGACACGUUCUUCCAGAUUGUCAUCUACCACGGAGAGACUGUAGCUCAGUGGAGGAAGGCGGGGUAUCAAGACAUGCCCGAGUACGAGAACUUCAAACACCUGCUUCAGGCGCCGGUGGACGACGCUCAGGAGCUGCUGCACACGCGCUUCCCCAUGCCGAGAUACAUCGACACGGAGCACGGCGGCAGCCAGGCUCGCUUCCUGCUGUCUAAAGUCAACCCCUCCCAGACCCACAACAACAUGUACACCUGGGGACAGGAGUCUGGAGCUCCCAUCCUCACAGACGACGUCAGCCUUCAGGUGUUCAUGGACCACCUGAAGAAGCUGGCCGUCUCCAGCGCUGCCUGAAUAAUACUCCUCCAUUCUUUAGCUGCCUGAGGCGAAACGACCAACAAGCGUUCUACUUCCUGUCUGCAGCAAACAACAAGCGUUCUACUUCCUGUCUGCAGCAAACAACAAGCGGUCUACUUGCUGUCUGCAGCGAACAACAAGCGGUCUACUUCCUGUCUGCAGCAAACAACAAG
Nematolebias whitei (Rio pearlfish) is the source of this 2558-nucleotide messenger RNA. RefSeq names its product Sec23 homolog A, coat complex II component (gene sec23a). Gene Ontology annotation, biological process: COPII-coated vesicle budding; intracellular protein transport; endoplasmic reticulum to Golgi vesicle-mediated transport. Gene Ontology annotation, cellular component: endoplasmic reticulum exit site; COPII vesicle coat. The record is from RefSeq and is a predicted model, not a curated record. The coding region runs from base 88 to 2382 and encodes 764 amino acids. NCBI's taxonomy places the organism in Eukaryota, Metazoa, Chordata, Actinopteri, Cyprinodontiformes, Rivulidae. The transcript is spliced from 20 exons. Gene Ontology annotation, molecular function: GTPase activator activity; zinc ion binding.